Agrilus planipennis (emerald ash borer) is the source of this 1120-nucleotide messenger RNA. Its product is annotated as pancreatic triacylglycerol lipase-like. Gene Ontology annotation, biological process: lipid metabolic process. The record is from RefSeq and is a predicted model, not a curated record. NCBI's taxonomy places the organism in Eukaryota, Metazoa, Arthropoda, Insecta, Coleoptera, Buprestidae. The transcript has 4 exons. Gene Ontology annotation, molecular function: lipase activity. Bases 54 to 1049 code for a protein of 331 amino acids.
CUAUAAAAACGUUGCCAUCAGCCCUUCUUCAAGCAGUUGGAUAUCGACGAAAAAUGAUGAGGGUCCUUCUGAUCUUGGCGAAUAUCGCGUUCAUCGCAGUGGCUAUACCUUUAAACGUCAGUGAUGCAUCGAUUAGACGCUUCAUCACAUUGUACGACGAUCAAGGAAGGCCGGAGGUGUUCGAUCGUCUGGCCCCGUUGCCCGAAACCUUUGUCUCCAAGUCAGAUCUCACGCUGUAUCUUUACACCCGCGCAAAUCCCUCAACCCCCGUACGACUGCAGUUGAAUGUAAACGAAGUUGCUUCCGUGCGCAAUUUUGACAGAUCCAAACUAAACGUUUUCGUCAUACACGGUUGGACCAACAACUACCAGAGUAAUUGCAAUUCGGCCGUUAUGCCAGCUUUCUUGCAAGCAUUAGACGUAAACGUGUUCGUGGUGGACUGGAGCGGUCCAGCAGGUGGCAAAUACACUUCUGCCUUUUCGAGUGUCCCAAAAGUGGGUAAACUACUUGGAACCUUCAUUGAAAGUCUUCAGAGCACAUUGAGACUCGGCGCCUCUCAAUUUCUACUAGUGGGGCAUAGUCUUGGAGCUCACGUUGCUGGUUGUGCAGGUGCUGCAGUAAACGGAAACAUUGGUAUCAUCGUAGGGCUCGACCCAGCUGGCCCUGGGUUCUUGAGUUCGAAUACAAACAAUAGAUUGGACCCUACUGAUGCCCAGUUCGUCCAAGCCAUUCAUACCAACACUUUAUUGUUGGGUUAUUCGGGAAAUUUGGGAAACGUAGAUAUCAGACCCAACGGGGGUAGGAGCCAACCGGGGUGCGGCACUGACGUUACAGGAUCGUGUUCUCAUUCGCGUUCCUACCAAUAUUUUGCGGAAUCCGUUGCUUCUGGAGGGUUCACUGCCUGGGCUUGUUCGAAUUAUAGAGAAUUCAGCAGAGGAAGUUGCGAAACGAACGCUAAAACUGCUCUGGGGGGUGCCAAUAUUGACGUGAGCGCAAGUGGUGAAUUCUUCUUGGAAACCAAUUCUCGAAGCCCAUAUUCCCUGGGUUGAUUAUUACUUAUUUGUUUAUCAAUUCGAGUAUGCCAUAAAUAAAUAACAAUAAAUAAUCAAUAAGAAAUCUU